CAGGACACGUGACUUGGUUGUGUGUAAACAGCCGUUAGGAGUCGAGAAGCUCGAGCUGUCAGACGCACGCAGACGCAGCGACGGCUGACCGGGCAGCUCAGACCUCCCUGGGGAUGCAGCCGGACUCCUGCACGCCUCCUGCGGUGCUCUUCUUCUGUGAGGGCGGAGUCUGUCAAGACAACGCCCAGGACUUCGCCGAACUGCUGCCCACAGAAAUGAGCGUUCGGAUCUUCGGCGAGCUGGACACGGCGAGCCUGUGCAGCGCCUCACGGACCUGCAGGAGAUGGAACCACAUCAUAGAGGGCAGCGAGCAGCUGUGGAGGAACCAGUGUCUCCUGGUUCGAGCCCUCUGUCAGAGGGAGGUGGACGGAGACCGCCAGGAGGGAUUGUCAUGGAAGGUGGUCCUGGUGAGAAACUACACCCGCAGCCGUGUGAAGAGCGCCUGGCUGAAAGGGCGCUUCAGCUGCGUGCGCUCGGCCGACGAGCUGCUGGGAUGCGUCAUGACGCCGCUGGACGUAGAGUCGUGGGGAGAGAUCCUGCAGGCCGAGCUGGACCGCUGACCCUGCGUCGCGUGCACACUCACUUCUGAACCUGAAUCCACACACACAAACUAACAGCAGGGGGUCAGACUGACUCCUCCAGCUGCAACAUCUCAGAUCUAAAUAGUCUGAAGAUUUUUUUAAAGUUUUUAUAUUUAAGCUGUAAAUAUGUGUACAGAUGUAUUUAGUUGUGAAUCGAGAGUGUUGAGAGAAAAAGUUGAGAAAAUAAAUUUUAUGUAAUUUGUACAUUAAUCACCUGUUUACGCAACAACGUUUCAAGAGGAAACACAUCUCUUUUGUGUUUUUAUUUCAGAAACUUUUUGCCUUUAGAUGUAUUUUAAAAAUUAUGCCCGUUUGCACAGAAAUGACAGAAAGCUGAAAAGCGUUUUCCUGUGUGGCUGCUAUUUGAUGCUGUGAUUAUGUGAUCAACUCACCUGUGUUCAUCCUGUUAGUCCACUCUGUAUUGGUUGUUAAUGAGUAUGAAAAUGUUUCUCCAAAUGGUGGUUGACCAAAUGGUCAUCCACAUGAUGCUGUUGCAAAUGUGCACUUGUGAAGAGCAAGCAUUGUAUUUAUGAUUAUGAAUGAAUCCUUCUCAUGCAUGUGCAGGAGCAGUGCUUCAGAUUCAAUAGAGACAGAGUCACAGAAUUUCCAAAGUUCCAAUUUACAAGCCAGCAACAACAACAACAACAACAACAACAACAACAUUUCCAGUGACUCCAAGCACCCAGUGUUUUGAAAUUACAGCCCUAAAAAGCAAAGGAAGUUUUCCAUUUUCACUUGAAAGAGUUGUUGUGUAAACAGGACCUGGAUUACAAAGAACAUUUGGUUUUUUAAUUGUUGAAAUAUUUACUUUAUUAUCUUUUAAUCACAUGUAAAAGUUUUCCAAUAAAAACUUUUGUAACAGUUGUUUUUUUAAAAAAAUAAAUCCAGAUGUACUCCUUGA
Messenger RNA from Salarias fasciatus (jewelled blenny), 1482 nucleotides. Its product is annotated as F-box only protein 48-like. Gene Ontology annotation, cellular component: cytoplasm; SCF ubiquitin ligase complex. Gene Ontology annotation, molecular function: protein binding. NCBI's taxonomy places the organism in Eukaryota, Metazoa, Chordata, Actinopteri, Blenniiformes, Blenniidae. Gene Ontology annotation, biological process: SCF-dependent proteasomal ubiquitin-dependent protein catabolic process. The record is from RefSeq and is a predicted model, not a curated record. Bases 114 to 560 code for a protein of 148 amino acids. The transcript has 3 exons.